Elaeis guineensis (African oil palm) is the source of this 1423-nucleotide messenger RNA. RefSeq names its product metalloendoproteinase 4-MMP. Gene Ontology annotation, molecular function: zinc ion binding; metalloendopeptidase activity. Lineage: Eukaryota; Viridiplantae; Streptophyta; Magnoliopsida; Arecales; Arecaceae. Gene Ontology annotation, cellular component: extracellular matrix. Gene Ontology annotation, biological process: proteolysis; collagen catabolic process; extracellular matrix organization. The record is from RefSeq and is a predicted model, not a curated record.
UAUUCUACCGUAACGAUGGCAACUAUAAAUAUGGGAACCUCUCGCUUUUAUCGAAUCCCAGCGCUCCUUUCCGAUGCCAUGCCCUCUUCUCUCCCGGCGCUUUUCCUCCUCCUCCCUCUCCUCCUUUCCCGCCCUCCCUCGACCGCCUCCCGACCGUUCCCGGCGAACCAACCCGAUGGGCCCGACAGGUCCCACCUUCCGCCAGGCCACCGAGAUGACACGUGGCGCUCCUUCGAGCGCCUCCUCGACGCGAAACGCGGGACCCACAUCCCCGGCAUCGGCGACCUGAAGCGCUACUUCGCCCGGUUCGGUUACUUCCCCAGCCCAACCUCCAACCUCACUGACAACGCCUUCGACUCCAGGUUCGAGUCGGCCCUCACCCUCUACCAGACCCGGCUCGGCCUCCCCGUCACCUCCAAGCUCGACGCCCGCACCCUGUCCCAAAUCAUGACGCCCCGAUGCGGCGUUCCCGACUCGGUCAACCUGAACCGCACCGGCGGUGUCCAGCGGUUCGCGUUCUUCCCGGGCGAGCCACGGUGGGUCCGGUCCGGCCCGCUGACGCUGACGUACGCCAUCGGCCCCACGGACGCCGUGGACUAUAUACCGAGGGCGGAGGUGGAGGCGGCGUUCCGGCGGGCGUUCCGGCGAUGGGCGAGUGUGAUACCGGUGAGGUUCGAGGAGACGACGGAGUACGAGGCGGCGGACGUGAAGGUGGGAUUUUACAGCGGGGAUCACGGGGACGGGGAGCCGUUCGACGGGGUGCUUGGGGUGCUGGCCCACGCCUUCUCGCCGGACAGCGGGCUGCUCCACCUCGACUCGGCGGAGCGGUGGGCGGUGGACUUCCGGGUGGAGGGGUCGAAGGUUGCCGUGGACUUGGAGUCGGUCGCCACGCACGAGAUCGGGCACGUCCUCGGUCUGGCUCACUCGCGAGUCAAGGAGGCGGUCAUGUACCCGAGUCUGAGCCCGAGGACACGGAAGGUGGAGCUCAGGGUAGAUGACGUAGAAGGGGUGCAAGCGCUCUACGGGUCCAAUCCUAACUUUACCUUUAGCUCGCUCUUCGAAUCCGAUACCUCUUCCGCUCCUAAGAUUGCUGGUAGUGUUAUGAUCAGUCAUAGUUGGAUUAUUGGAAGAAAUUCUAUAGGAAUUCUUGCGGUGAUGAUAGCGUUGUGCAUAUGAUUUGGUUGUUUGUAGUUAGUAUGCCACCUUGGAUUAAUUCAUCCAAUUUUCAAAGGAGGAGGAGGAGAAGAAUUCUUCUCGUUCUUCUUCUUUUUUUCCCCAAAAAUUUUAUAGAAAGGUUGGAUUGAUUGGAGGGAAGUGGAGAUUAAGAUGUAACCACAACUUCCAAUAGGCUUUAGCUGUGUUCUUUGUUAUCCUUCAAGCGAGGGUUGAAUGAAAAUUAAAGUACGGAUUGUUUAGCUGCUAA